CAAGCAAUAGAGUACCACAAGCAAUGUCUGAGCAUUGCAAUAGAAGUCGGCGACAGGGCCGGACAAGGAGGUGCCUAUGGCAAUCUUGGCAGUGCUUAUAAAUCCCUUGGCCAAUUCCAACAAGCAAUAGAGUACCACAAGCAAUGCCUGAGCAUUGCAAUAGAAGUCGGCGACAGGGCUGAAGAAGGAACGGCCUAUGGCGGGCUCGGCUUAGUUUAUUAUUUCCUUGGCGACCUUCCAAGAGCAAUAGAGCAUUAUGAGCAAAGUCUAAGCAUUGUUAAGGAAGUGGGCGACAGGUCCAGCGAGGGAUAUGCCUAUGGCAAUCUCGGCCUUGCUUACAUGUCCCUUAAACAAUUUCAACAAGCAAUCGAGUACCACAAGCAACAGCUCAAAAUUGCUAAGGAAGUGCCUGACAUGUUGCUAGAAGCAGUGUCCUAUGAACACUUGGGUACAAGUCUUAUGUUGUCAGGUUCUUUGGAUGAGGCUGUAGUUCAUUUCAAAUUCAGCGUAAAAACGUUCGAUACUAUUAGGGGUAGUUUCAUUUCGGAAGACGCAUGGAAAAUAAGUUUUCGUGAGCAUUACGUAUCUACCUAUCGUUGUUUAUGUCGAGUUCUUAUAGCGCUUCAAAAGACGGAUGAGGCUUUGUACGCGGCAGAACGGGGACGAGCAGGGGCUUUGCUAGAUGCCUUGAAAAUAAAGUACGGCUUUGCAUUCCUUUCGCCCAUUUCAAAUGAAACUGAGGAAGACUUCGCAUACAUUUCAAGGAACACAUCUGUUUUGACAACGUUCAUUGCAUUGGACAAUGGAACAAUAAGCUUUUGGGUACUGGGAAAGAAAACCAACGCUAUUUUUAGGCAAGCAGUAUCAAAAUGUGGAGGUUCACACAAAGAUCCCUUUGAUGCACUUUUGAAAGAUUCUUUGAAAAAAAUUGGGGCUGGCAGAGAUGUUAGAUGCGAGAAUCGGUCACUUGAUGUUUUAAGCGAUAAGUCAGCUUCCAGUACUAGUGGUGGUGAUAAAACAUCGAUUCCAUCACACGAGAAUAUCGACUGGUUACAGCCAUUGCAUGAUAUAGUUUUUGGUCCCAUUGAAGACUUACUUGAUGGCGAUGAACUGGUUGUAGUCCCUGAUGGUGCUUUGUGUUUAGCUCCUUGGACAGCCCUAAGUGAAACUUUAAGGAUCCGUAUUAUUCCCUCACUGACAAGUUUGAAAGUAAUAAGAGAUUCUUCAAGUGAAUACCACAGUAAAACUGGCGCCCUGCUUGUUGGAGAUCCAUGUUUGAGGAAAGUUACAAAUAGAAGGGAUAAACCAAUUUAUGAUCAGCUGAAGUUCGCAAAAAAAGAAGUGGAAAUGAUUGGAAAACUUCUUAACAGCCAACCACUCACAGGAGAAGCUGCAACCAAAGAAGAGGUGCUUCGGAGAAUAGAUUCAGUCGCUUUGAUUCACAUUGCAGCACACGGAGGAGAGGAAACUGGUGAAAUUGCUUUGGCUCCCAACCCCGGGUGGCAAUCCAAGACUCGUAUCCCUACGAAAGAGGACUACAUGUUGAAAAUGUCUGAUGUACAAGCCCUUAAACUGAGAGCAAGGCUAGUUGUGCUUAGUUGCUCCCAUAGUGGUCAAGGAGAGGUCUCGUCUGAGGGUGUGGUCGGUAUGGCAAGGGCUUUCUUGUUUGCUGGUGCUCGUUCUGUGCUGGCGUCACUCUGGGCACUUGGUGAUAAAGCCACAAUGGUGUUUAUGGAAUGUUUCUACCAACACCUGAGAGUUGGAGAAAGUGCUAGUACUGCUCUGCAGAAGGCCAUGAAAUGCCUUCGAGAUUCGGACGACUUUUCCGCUCCAUAUUACUGGGCUCCAUUUGUGCUGAUUGGCGAUGACGUCACGAUUGAAUUUGAUGUAAACCGUUGA
Molecule: messenger RNA, 1899 nt
Organism: Porites evermanni
Lineage: Eukaryota; Metazoa; Cnidaria; Anthozoa; Scleractinia; Poritidae
Source: the annotation of a GenBank genome assembly